Messenger RNA from Parasteatoda tepidariorum (common house spider), 563 nucleotides. The record is from RefSeq and is a predicted model, not a curated record. Lineage: Eukaryota; Metazoa; Arthropoda; Arachnida; Araneae; Theridiidae.
GUUCGUGCAGCUGAAUCUUUAAUGAAGUUAAUAUCGGACAUAAAGCAGUAUCUUAUUCUGAAUGACUUUCCAUCUGUCAAUGAAGCUAUCUCUCAGAAAACAAAAAUGUGCAGAGCUGUGCAAGAUAGCAUUGAUUCUAAACUGACAAAUCUUAGAGAUGACAUGGCUUCUGAACUGUAUGAUUUAGAAGAGGAAUAUUAUUCAUCUGCUUUUAAAUUAAAGCCCAUGUUUUCAGAAGAUAAUGUCCUCAAUUAGCAAUAAUCCAUUCAAGGCUUAGGAUGAUUAUUUUAUUGCUUGCAUUUUUUAAAAUGCGAUCUUUGCAUCCGGUCCCGACAGGUUCUUUUGGCUGUAUCUGAAGUACAGUGCAUGUGGUUUGAAUCCUGCUGAUGAUGCAAUUAUGUUUUGGGGACGCAUUCAAGAUGAAAGAUUGGUCUUCCUGUUUCUCCUGAUGCUUGUUAGAUUUAUGAAAUCUUUAACAGCUGGGAAGUGUUGUGAAAUGUAUGAUUCUUUGUCAUAGUUUGAUAAAAGUUUGCUCAUUUAUUAAAAAUAUCUCUACAUUUGUA